Zerene cesonia (dogface butterfly) is the source of this 1760-nucleotide messenger RNA. RefSeq names its product cytochrome P450 6B5-like. The record is from RefSeq and is a predicted model, not a curated record. The transcript has a single exon. The coding region runs from base 115 to 1617 and encodes 500 amino acids. Gene Ontology annotation, molecular function: monooxygenase activity; heme binding; oxidoreductase activity, acting on paired donors, with incorporation or reduction of molecular oxygen. NCBI's taxonomy places the organism in Eukaryota, Metazoa, Arthropoda, Insecta, Lepidoptera, Pieridae.
CCAACUGAAUAUAACGUGGUAACAACCGAUAAGAUUAGAAUUCUGUACGAAAUGAUUACAGUAUAAAUACAUUUUGUGUAGGCAUCUUCUAUAUUAGUCAUAGACUCCUCGAUCAUGAUUGCGUUUAUAUUUUUAUUUGUGGCAACAAUAAUAUUAUGUUUCGUUUACAUUUGCGGAAAAUACAACGAAGACUAUUGGAAGAAAAGAAAUGUGGCAUUUUACUCGAAGCAUAAAGUGUUUGGAGUAUUUUGGGAGUUCGCUUCUAAAAAGAAACCAGUUUUUCAAAAUCUAGGUGAGGUUUACAAAGAAUAUCGCAAUGAACCGGCUGUUGGUAUCGGAUCGCUGUUCACACCAACAUUAUGUGUGAUAGAUCCCACAAAUGUUCAAUAUGUUUUAACAACUGACUUCGCCUCCUUCAAUCACCGAGGACUGGAUACAAGCAAGAAUGACCUACUCGCCGACAAUAUUCUUUUCAUGAAUGGAAAUCGCUGGAAACUAAUGCGCCAAACCAUGACACCGCUGUUCACAUCUUCUAAAUUGAAAUCCAUGUACUAUAUCAUAGAUAAAAGCGCCACGGACUUAGUGGAACAUCUAAAGGCUAACAAAGAGCUGCUGAAAGGAAAUGCAUUUGACACUUUAUCUUCAUUUUGCAGUGCAGCUAUAGGAAGCGCUGUGUUUGGAGUGAGCACGGGAUCUAUUUUUGAUUCGCCGUUUCUUGAUAUGGCACGCAAAUCGACGAAACCUACUUUAAAGAGUAGUCUUAAAAUUGCCGUUGGUAACUUGAGCAACAAAUUAUUCACUUUCUUGGGUUUAAAAUUAUUCAAAGAUUUCGAAGAUUUCUUCAUUGGGGCAGUUAGAAAUAUAAUACGGGCUCGGGGACUCGAGAAGACCAAACGACAUGACUUCGCUGACAUAUGCGUAUCUUUGCAGAAUGCUGGUACCAUUGUAGAUAAAGAUACUGGCUUAGAAUUGAAACCAACAGAUGAGUUACUGGCGGCGCAAGCCUUCUUCUUUUUCAUCGCAGGCGUGGAACCUACAGCUCAAGCUUUAUAUGCUACACUAAUAGAACUGGGAAGACAUCCGGAACAUUUAGAAAAAGUCCACAACGAAAUCGAUGAAGCUUUUAAAAUACAUAAUAACAAAAUGGAUUAUGACGCUAUAAUGGGUAUGAAGCACCUUGAUAUGGUUGUUAGUGAAGCCUUGCGAUUGCAUCCACCCGUCGGCUUUAUAACAAGAAAAUGCGUAAAAGACACCAUCUUACCAGUAGGUAAUGUCAAAGUUGAAAAGGGGACGAGAAUAAUGACGCCUAUUUUUGCAGUUCAUCAUGAUGAAAAAUUUUAUCCAGAGCCCCUGAAAUUUAUACCAGAACGAUUCGCUCCAGAAAAUAGAAACAAAAUAAUUGAUAUAAGUUAUAUGCCAUUUGGAAAGGGAAAUAGAGUAUGUGUGGGUACUAGAUACGCUCUAUUACAAACCAAAGCCGGUUUGGUACAUUUACUUCGCAAUUUUACAGUAAGGACCAUUAUUGACGAAGGUGGACCUAAAUACGUUCCUCAGCCCGCGCAAGUGAGACUUUACAAUAUAGAUGUUGAAUUCAUACCGAGAUCUGUUCCUAAAUAAUUAUUCAAGCAGAUAAAUAAAUAAACAGUAUUAUUUACUAUUCAAUAAGUUAUGUAACACUUGUUGCUUGCCUUAUCUUGCCCAGUCCAGUCCAGUCCAGUCAGAUUCGGUUUUCAUGCUGCAACGUAUCGUCCCAAAUAUUU